Molecule: messenger RNA, 984 nt
Organism: Arachis duranensis
Lineage: Eukaryota; Viridiplantae; Streptophyta; Magnoliopsida; Fabales; Fabaceae
Exons: 4
Coding region: 1-984 (327 amino acids)
Source: RefSeq, a predicted model, not a curated record
AUGAACAUAAACCGUGAUUUAAAGAACAUCAUCUUGCAGAAGCUUGGAGUAUUUGGGAGCAAGUGGGUGAAGAAGCUAUUCUACAAGAUUUCCAUCGCAGUUGUCUCGACCGGUGUUAAGUAUGAUACGUUUGUGCUAGCGGCUGAUGAAGAUAUUAGGGUUCUGUUUCAUUGUGUUAGGAGCUUUUCGGAGGUCAAAAUACAGGAGCUGUAUGCGAAGUUGGAGGUUGGUGUUGAUAGUUCUGGGUUUGAUGCUGCGGCCGGAGCAUCUGUUCCGCAAGUCGCAUCCCCUUCCUUCGCGGCUGAUUUAGAUCAAACGGAGGCAGUUGGUUCUGUACCGUUGGAGAAUCCUGGGGUCUGGCAGCAGGCAUUUGAGGCGGAUGCCGGUGGUGGCAUGAUUCAUGAUGUUCAAGGCUUUGGGGAACCUGAUCGAGUAGAGAAUGCAAUGCGGGACGAUAACUCUGACCAAGAGCCUGCAGAUAUCAUUGGAGACAGCGAUGAUGACAUAGGUGCCAAUCCACAUACACAGAACGUGCCUUCAAGUUCUAGCACACAGCAGUAUCCUCCACACUUCUCCACUCUAAACUUGGAGGCUCUAGGUCAACAGGCGGACGGAGAUGAAGCUAUUUUGAGUGUGAAGGACUAUAGCAUCCGUCAAGGUGUUGAGUACAGAGUCUUAGAAUCGGAUCAUCUGAAGUAUCAUGGAAAAUGCAAGGCAUUUGGCAAGGGUUGUAGUUGGUUGAUUCGCAUAUCGUUUCGUGCACAAAAGGGCAUUUGGGAGGUUAGGAGGUACAAUGGUCCACACACUUGUUUGGCCACCUCUAUUUUCAGUGAUCAUCGUCAGUUGGAUUACCAUGUUAUCUGUGCGAGGAUUUUUCCGUUGGUUAGGGCGGAUGCUACGGUUACGGUAAAGGUCUUGCAACAAGCAACAGAAGCCAAUUACGGGUUCAUGCCUAGUUACAGGAAGGUUUGGAUGGCAAAAUAG